Messenger RNA from Macrobrachium nipponense, 1059 nucleotides. RefSeq lists its product as uncharacterized. The transcript is spliced from 3 exons. The coding region runs from base 1 to 1059 and encodes 352 amino acids. The record is from RefSeq and is a predicted model, not a curated record. NCBI's taxonomy places the organism in Eukaryota, Metazoa, Arthropoda, Malacostraca, Decapoda, Palaemonidae.
AUGGGUGCCCUAUGUGUGGCAGCAAAGCUGAGUAACAGCACAAAAAUCUCCACAUCUAAACUGUUGCAGAAGUCCAAUUACAGUACACGGCUUGCCAUGCAGGUGAUGAUGAGGAGGUACCCCCCUCCCCCAUCAACUCCUACUGGGCCGAUAGGAUGCUCAGAUGAAGAGAAAGAUCGCUUUUGGUCAGACUUUGAGGAGGAAAUGGAAAAGGUGCCAGCAGAUGAAAGAUGCAUUGUCGGCAGAUAUCUGAAUGGGCACGUAGGUCAGAAUAACCACGUGAUCAGCUGUGUACAUGCUGGUAUGGCUAUAAUGAAAGAAGUGCAGAGGGCAUAUCACAGAGUACCACAUCAGGAAAUAUGGGGAUAUGUCAGGGAGAGAGGAGUGAUGGAGAAGUAUGUCAGAAUGAUUAAGGACCUGUAUAGAAAUGUAAAAACCAGCGUCAGAUCUACAGUUGGAAGAACAAAAAAUUUCCAAGUUGGAGUCAGGCCACAUCAGGGAUCCGCUCUCAGCCCACUUCUGUUUAAUAUUGCCUUGGAUGUGUUGACGGAGGGUGUCAGGGAGGAGUCACCAUGGUGCCUGCUCUAUGCAGAUGACAAAGUCUUAGUAGCGAAGAACAGGGAGGAACUAGAGGGAAAGCUUGAAAGAUGGAGAUAUGCCUUGGAGAAUAGAGGUUUAAGGACAAACAGGGAAAAGAUAGAAUUGGAUAGCGACCAGCAAACCACAAUCAAAUUAGGUGGAGGAAACAUCAAAAGGGUCCAUAAAUUCAAGUACCUUGGCUCAGUGAUUGACAAUGAAGUGAACAUGGGCGAGGAAAUAAAAAACCGGAUUCAGUGUGGUUGGAACAACUGGAAGAAGGUAUCCGGUAUCAUAUGUGAUAGGAAAGUCCUUAUAAGAUUAAAGGGCAGAGUGCACAAGGCAAUGGUCAGACCAGCAAUGACAUAUGGAUUGGAAGUAGCACCAAUAAAGAAAACAGAGGACAGAAAGUUGAACGUAACCGAGAUGAGGAUACUCAGGUGGAUGAGCAGAGUGACCAAAAUGGACAGGUUAACAUGUUAG